AUGGUUGGAGCUUAUUUCAAGCGUAGAGGUGAACUUCAUGAAUCUCAAGCAAAAGAAAUUGAGGCAGCAUUACGUAAAGGGGAGCUUGAAACUGGUAGGGGUUUGAAUCAAGAAUUAGGUCUUGCUAGAGCCGGUGAUACUAGAUGGGGAUGUCACUACAAAUCUUUUAAGAAUUUUAUUCUUAUGUUUGGUCCUAUCAUUGAUGUACUUGAUGCUAUUGCUGUUAAUGCUCAUUUUGAAGAAAAGUGUAGGGCAAAGGGAUAUCUUAAAGCAUGUUUAACAUUUGAGGCUGUCUUCAUGUUGCACUUCAGGCGCACUGUUUUAGCAAUCAUAAAUGAGCUUAAUGCAUCUUUUCAAAAGAAAGAGCAAGACAUUGCAAAUACCAUGCUACUUGUUGGAGUGGCAAAAGAAUCACGUCAGAGAGUUGAUGAUUAUACUGUUUUACAUCACUACCAAAUUGCAAUAUUUUAUAAAAUUAUUGAUUGGCAAUGUCAAGAACUCAAUAAUCGCUUUGAUGAGCUUGAGAAUUACAUUGUUGAUUUCGGGGAUCAUGAUAAAAGGUUUUCCGAUCUUAAGGGACUUGGUGAUAGUUGCAAGAAACUAGUAGAGACAAGGAAGCAUGGAGCGUAUCCUCUUGUGUUCCGACUAGUGAAAUUUGCUUUACUUCUGCCAGUUGCUAUUGCUAUAGUUGAAAGAGCUUUCUCUGUAAUGAAGUUGAUUAAGACUGACUCAUGA
This is a messenger RNA of Lycium ferocissimum, 735 nucleotides long. RefSeq lists its product as uncharacterized. The record is from RefSeq and is a predicted model, not a curated record. Bases 1 to 735 code for a protein of 244 amino acids. The transcript has 3 exons. Lineage: Eukaryota; Viridiplantae; Streptophyta; Magnoliopsida; Solanales; Solanaceae.